Bipolaris maydis ATCC 48331 is the source of this 168-nucleotide messenger RNA. The record is from RefSeq and is a predicted model, not a curated record. NCBI's taxonomy places the organism in Eukaryota, Fungi, Ascomycota, Dothideomycetes, Pleosporales, Pleosporaceae.
UACUUGUGUGUCAAGCGUCGGUCUGGUAAUACGCUGACACUCCUCGUCGCCGUCACCGUGAUCGUCGCAACCGCUCCUCACUACGGUUGGCAAUCACCUGGGACCAGCCCUGUCCGCCCUUUUAUUUGUUGCUCCCGUGCAAUCAAGGCGACAUUGCUCGUCACAUGA